Molecule: messenger RNA, 1191 nt
Organism: Emys orbicularis (European pond turtle)
Lineage: Eukaryota; Metazoa; Chordata; Testudines; Emydidae
Product: major histocompatibility complex class I-related gene protein-like
Exons: 7
Coding region: 1-1191 (396 amino acids)
Biological process (GO): immune response
Cellular component (GO): external side of plasma membrane
Source: RefSeq, a predicted model, not a curated record
AUGGCGCUGCCCCUCGCCCUGGGGCUGUGCUGGGGGGCGCUGGCGGCAGCAGCGGCGGAGCCCCACAGCUUGGACAUCCUGAUCACCGGGCUGAACGAGCUGGACGGGACUCACAGGUUCUUCAUGCUCGCCAAGCUGGACGGGCUGGCGCUCGCCUCCUACAGCAGCGACACCCGCGAGGUGAAACCCCUCAGGGAGUGGGCAGCGCAGGCCGUUGGCGCGAGCUAUUUAAGGAAGAAGACGCAGGAGUUCAGGCUCUACGAGGCCAUCUCCCGAGUGGUGACUCACCGCUGGAUGGUGCAGCACAACCAGACUGGCGGGAUCCACACCCUGCAGCUGCACGUGAACUGUGUGCUGGACGGGGACACCCCCGUGCGAGGGCAGUUUCACUUUGCUUUCGACGGGCAGGAUUUCCUCAUCCUGGAGAGAAACCAAUCCGCGUGGGUGCCGCUGGCGCCGGGAGCCUCCAACGAGACGCACUUCUGGAACGCUGGCCACACCUGGACCCUGUUUGCAAAGGAGUUCCUGCAGGAGGAGUGCGUGGACACCCUGAGGAGCCUGCUGCGGGGCGGGAUGGAGGCUCUGGGACGGCAGGUCCCCCCAGGGAUCUCGGUGACCUACAGAGACGCCCCCCACGGCUCCGCCACCCUCUCCUGCCACGCCAGGGGCUUUUACCCCCGUCCCAUCCGCGUCUCCUGGGUGCGGGAUGGGGCGGAGAUCCUGCCGCCCAUGAACGCCAGCGGGAUCCUGCCCCACGCCGACGGCACCUACCAGAUCCGGCAGUCCCUGGAGAUCCCCCCGCGGUGGGGCCACGGCUACGCCUGCCGGGUGAACCACAGCAGCCUGGGGGAGCCGGUGCCCACCACGGCGCCCGGGAAGAUGGGGGGCCUGGCCCCCGGGAUCCUGGCCUUCCUUGGCCUCGCUGCGCUGACUGGGGCCGGCGCCGCAUUGGCUGGCGUCGUGGUGUGGAGGAGAAAGCGCCCGGACUCCGGCAGAAGCAGCUUCGCCCCGACUGCCAGAUCUGCUCUGGGGAUUAUUGGGGCAGGUCUCCGGCCCCUGCUGUGCAGGGGAUCAGACCCGAUGAUCGCAGUGAUCCCUUUUGGCCUUGGGAUCUGUGACUCUAUGAACCCACCACCCACAGCCCCUGUCAGCCCGGACCCCGCUGGCCAGCGUCGGACCACACCUGUGUGA